Pseudo-nitzschia multistriata is the source of this 3472-nucleotide messenger RNA. The record is from the annotation of a GenBank genome assembly. Lineage: Eukaryota; Bacillariophyta; Bacillariophyceae; Bacillariales; Bacillariaceae.
AAUAAUUUUUGUCAUAAUUUUUUGCAGUACUCGUCUUCGAAUAAUCUAGACUGUGUGAAUGAUUCUGUAGAGACUGCCUUCCCUGUCAACGAAUUCAAAUUCCUUCGACUGCUCCUACUCAACAUGCUCACACAUGUUGUGAUAUACUGAUCUUCCAUUCCGUACUUUCCUCUGACAUCGGACGGUGCCAUUAUGUUGCUAUUAAGGACCAAAUAUGACUGAAUCUGGCGACUGAUUUACCGGUCCAAUGGUGAUUGUCGCGGUAGCACUCGUACGCUCUUCGUCGAUUGACUACUGAUUUCUUAAUCUGUCUUAUUGGAAUUCGCCAAUUUGGUAGUAGUCGUUGAUGGUGGCCCUCGAUUCUUAACCUUGUUAAAUUCUCGCUCAAACAUGGACAAGGAAAAGAGCAAGCCUCCACUCAGACAUCCCAGAACCACCAUGUGAAUUCUCGCGACAUCCGCCACAAAACCACAGAUAGUCAGCACCAACAAUAUGCUGAUUACGACGCGAACAAACGGGAUCAGCAUAACCCCACCACCAGGAGCCAUGAUUUCUUGGAUUAGCGACAUUUUGCGAUAAAGGUCUUUGCUUGGCUUGGUUCCUGAAUAUGCAGAUAAUAUACGUUCAGAUGCUUCAAACUAUUCAACAGUUAUGGUUGUGGGAAUGGAUAGCUUUGCUCUGUGCUCGGUGUCGUACAGUCCGUAUGUUACUCUGCACGUAUGCUGUAUCGAUAUGUUGUUGGAUGGAAAACAUGCUUUUCAAAAUUGAAAAAUUGGAGUUGAAAUUGGAAAUAACUUUUUCAAAGAAGCGCGAGCGUGCAGUUGCAUAAAAAUGCGCAGGCAUGUACCGGUACCGGUACUCAUUACUAUCGGUGGCGUUCGUAUCGUGCGACUUCCCUUUGUUCCAGCUCCAUAGUACUUAAAUAGUGUCACAGACUCCACCAUACAGGGGGAAUCCACUGGUAAAGUACGUACGAGCCGUGCACUGGGAUAUUGCUUCUGGAGCGAUACUAAUUGAAAGAAACGAGACGUAAGGAGGAAAACCAAGGGCACGAUAAGUUAAAUGAGACCAUUGCACCAAACAAGGACAACUGGAAGUUUGAAUCGGAUGCCUCAGUAAGUGUUUCGACAAAAGGAACUAUGAAUGCUGUAAAGUCUAAAAAGACUAUGGGGGAAAACGAACAACCAGAAUCAAAUGGAGCCACAACAAUCAAAGAAUGCAAGGAUGAGAAAGAUCCGACAAUAUCGGACACGAAGAGACGAAAGAAAUUCAAAUGCCUUGCUAGGGUCCUUCUUUUUCUACCAUACAUAGUAGGGCUAUUUUGGACAUGCCUCCAUCCGAUUGUUUCUGUCAUAACUGGUGAAAUGAAGUGUCGUGGCUGGUAUCUCGACGAACAUAGCAUUGAAACAAGAUUCAUCGAUAAUCUAGAACCCCAUAUUCUUCCGCCCCACCUGGAAAAUCUUGAGGUUUCGCCGGUGCGACAACCGAAAUACAACGGGAUCCAUUCCCUAUGUGAUUUCUUUCCGAUGGAGGGCGAUCCUGGUUUCAAUCCGAGCAAUUUGAUCUGUCAUUCGCACGGAGAUUAUUUCGAGGUAGCCAUGAUCAUGCCCCUCUCCAACGCCAUCGAUGCCACUGAAGAAGCCGUUGUGAUGGUCAUUCCGAGUCCCGAGGAAACGAACGAACCAUCAGACACAGAGGAAGCAAAAACAUCAAUUGACUGGAGUUCAAGCAUCUUUCACCAAGGAAUGAUCCAAACAAUCAAGCACCUUGCAGACCCGGGGAAUACACCAUGGCUAGCCAAGGCAGUUCUGGUAGUCACGCCGACGUUGAGCAGUGAUGGAACUGCCCAAAAAUCUCUGGAUGAGACUGUUUCGUCUUUCAUAAGCGCUUAUUUGGGUGAAGAUAGUCCAAGGUUCGACUACCAGUCAUCUCGACAACCACAAAAUCAUGAAAAAGUUCCGCCGAUGCCCACAAAGCUUUCGGGAUCGAUUUUGAGGAACCUAAUCGUCUUGCAGGCAAUGCAUAAUGCCGAGGUAGACCGUACCGGUAGGCAUAUCUCGAAAUCGGAGCUAGAUCUAAGUAUUUCGCCACAGGGUCGCCGAGGGGUGUUACCGAAUGCGGAUUUGUUUUUCUUGGUCUCGAGACUCAUGGAAAGGACUAUGUUCUUCCGACAAUCCCCCUAUCAAAAAUAUUUUACACAUCCCUGUACACAAGAAUCGAGAAAUGCAGAUUUCUGGAUGACCCAAUGGAUUAAGAAGUUGCAGCACAGAUACAGACGGAAAGCAGAGGCAGUCAAGGAAUGGGCUAUGGGGAUGGUCGAUACUUUUCUUUUUGCCAGAACGUUGGCGGUGGGUCCGUUCCCACCCCACGCCGCUGCUUUGGAGAGGGGGAUCGAUUCUUUGACCGUUCAUGCGACCUUUGGGGGCAUCUACCGCCGCGAUCCCGUCCUGGAGUUCGUUCAGUAUUCAGAAUACAUAGUGCGGUCGUUGGCUAAUCUGCACGAAAGACUCCAUCACUCGUUUACACUGUACUUGCUGCCUACACCCAAGACCUUUGUUUCGCACAUUGAAUAUCUUCUGCCGAAUCUUCUGGUGCUGCUACCUCUAGCUGUAAGAGUAUUUGGAAUUCUUCUACCAGCAAUGAAAGGGGGCUUAGACUUGACGGCUGUGUUAGGGGUGCUGCUCAUCUUAUCGAUUGUUGUGGUUGCAAUGCUUCUGGCUGAUGUCGCGCUCAACGCUAUUGGUAACGAAGGCGCCAUGACUGGAAUUCUGGCAGUGCUGUAUACAGGAGUUGCUUAUUUCUGGAUCCAUAACAUACUUUUCCGUGAACGUGACCAAGAUCAAUCCGACAACCAUGAAAUGCUAAACGAACAAGACGAAGGACUAAAGGACGCCAGCCCCAGCUCGACGCGAACUGUUCGGACGCUUCAAUUUGUCGCGUGCGCUAUGGCUGUUUACAUUCUUGUCCCGAUUGCUUUUGCAAAUGCUUCUCUCGCCUAUCUUCCAUCGGUACUAUGGUCUGCCAUACUCGCCUUUCCGGACUAUGCGUCCAUGAAGAAAAGCGUCAUCGGCCGAACUAGCUUCCAGAAGCAUGUCGUUAUUCCAGUGCUGGGUCUGCUGGUGUUUGCAACGGCACCACCUGUGCUUUUGGUCCCACGUCUUUUUCCCACAUACACUGUGUUUGUGAAAUUCGCCUACGUGCCGAUUCAUGUGCUCUUCUCUCUGUUGAUGACAAGUGUCCUCGUUUCUCGAUAACGAUUUGUCUAGUAAAAUAAGGUCAACAAAUGGAUCGAUAUUUCUCUGUCCCAUUUUUACGUAAAUUUGGUUACUAGUAGUAGUUUUUUUGUAGCUCGUGUCAGGGCCCUCCCUCCGGAACCCAAGCGCAUUCUCAAAUCGUGGGUUGUGCUUCUGAUAAGACAACCAACAUUUGUGGUGACAACUCAUAUGUUUUAUAAUAACCCAUAAAUUACCAA